AUGGGGUUUAUGAGACUGAAAGAAUUAAAGCAACGAGAAUUUGCUCGAAAUGUGGCUUCCAAGUCUUGGAAAGAUGAGAAGAAACAAGAAAAAGCACUUAAGCGACUUCAUCAAUUAGCUGAGUUAAGGCAGCGGUCUGAAUGUGCUUCUGGAAAUGGACCAGCAUACAAAGCCCCCAGAAUAGCCAUGGAAAAGCAACUCCAGCAGGGAAUUUUCUCAGUUAAGAAUGGCAGAAAGGUAUCAUGCAUGAAGAGUGCUCUUCUCCCUAAGGGAAAGAAUCUCCCUAGAAGCACUUCAGAUAAGCAGAGAUUUGCCAUGCCAAAUCGACACCAGUUACUCUCAGACAGACGAUAUUUGUUUGGAAAUCGAAUACCACAAACAUCCUCAGAUCUCAGCAACGCAAAUCACCGGACAGGAGUAUCAUUUUCAUUUUCAAAAAAAGUGCAUCUAAAAUUAGAAUCUUCAGCAUCAGUUUUUAGUGAGAACACAGAAGAAACCCAUGAUUGUAACAAGUCACCCACCUAUAAAACAAAACAAACUAUAGAGAAAUGCAAAUGCUGCCGGUUUGCAAAUGAGGAUACACACCUUACUAAGAAAGAUGUAAACAUCUCUUCAAGCCAUCUGGAGAGUGUUUUAAACAACACCUUCUCCAUGAGUUCUAAAAUUUUGCAAGACAAAAAUGAAUCUUUUAAUGAGACACUUGAAGAUUCUAUUGGCAUUCCUGCUUCUUUCUCUAAAUCUAACAGUCAUCUUUCAGAUGUAGAUUUUACUCCUCCCAGCAGAGAGGAGACCAGAAAUACAUUAAGGAAUGCUUCAAAAGACAGCAUUAACCACCCAGGCCAAGCAAAUGCUUCCUCCAGCCCCCCAAACAUUUACAAGCAUCUUGAUGCCAGGAUAUGUGAAUGUCUGGAUAAAAUUUCAUCACCAAGGCCAAGUGAAGAAAAUAAUAGAGUAUAUUUGAAUCUUAAUUCCAGAAUGGAGAACAGAGAAAAAAUUUUAAAUGAAACAGAAAGAGUUAAUAAAAAUGUACAAAGACUUCUAAGAGAAGGAUGUCAACAUGAUGUGACAUCCAAACCAUUGCCUUUUCUCCAUGUACAAAGCAAAGAUGGUCACACCACUCUCCAAUGGCCUACAGAACUUUUGCUCUUUACAAAAACAGAGCCCUGUAUCUCUUAUGGCUGCAACCCACUAUAUUUUGAUUUUAAACUUCCUCGGAACACAAAGGAUGGUCAAAAUCCAGACGAGUUAAAAAUGGAAUUGGGUAAGGAGGCCUUGGAAAUAAGGACAGAAACAAAGAGCCAAGUCUCAGGUUUAAUCAAAGACCAGCAAAAGUUGAUCCAAGAAGAUAAUCAGUCUUUGAAACCAAAGAUGAUGAUAGCUAAUCCAGAUUGGGAAAAUUUCCAGAGAAAAUAUAAUUUGGGCUACAAUGAAUCUGAGCCAAGUAAGAGUGAACAUAAUUUUAGUGCAAGUAAUUUGAAAUUGAAAAAUCCUGAAGUGCCUACUUACAUUGAUAUGUCUCUAAAGGAUUGUGUAAGAAAGAAUAUUUGUGAUAAUGAACUUAAGGAAGCUUCCAAGGCCCACUGGAAAAGUUGUGGAAAAGUAGUUCUAAAUGAUACUAAGGAGGGCUUAUCCUUUCCUACUCACAUCUCUAGGACUAAAAAGCAUAAAAUGAUCCCCUGCAAUCCCCAUUCAGAGUUUGAAGAUGGAAAUCAGUUUACCUGGAAGUCUAGUCCUUAUAUAGCAGGGGCUCACAGUGACUUUGGGAAGGACUUGAGUGUAAUUUUCAAUAGCAACAAUAUCAAUAAGAAUAGCAGUGCUUCUAGAUAUAAAAACCAAAGUUAUAGCAGGUGUUCUCCAAAGUCCUCUCUGAGUGGACGUUCUAGCCCUUUAAACACAACUGCUGGCAGUGUGUCCAGCUUGAGAAGCACUUGUUCAAGUCAUAAAUCCAAUAGUCAAGACAGUGGUAAUUUGCUCUACAUUUGUGAAAGAAAACACAAAUCGGUUUUAAGGCACAAAUGGAAACAAAGAAAACAUAACUGUGCCUGUUUGUCUGAUGAGACAACAAAUAGUUUCUGUCUACACUCUGAAACACAGAGAGAUAGGAACUGUAAAUUGUGGGACUUAUUUAAAAAUAAAGAGUACUCAAAACAUAGAUGUUGUCACUUUAGAGAAAGACAUAAACUGGGUGAAACUCAUCAAUUUUUAGGGUCCAAAUCCAAAAGAAUCAUCCAUUGUUAUGCUAAUUCACAGGUUUCUUGUGCUGGAAACAGUGAAAAAGCACCAAUUUGCAGGGGUUCUUACUCAAGAGAGAGAACUUUUUAUUUAAAUAAAAGCAAAAAAAGUCAAGAAUCUUUGACCAAUCCUUAUAUUUGUGAUCUGGGAAAGGUGAAGCAUAGGCAGUGUAACUCAGAGACUAUAAAUUGUCUUCUAAGAAACUGUUCCGGUGGUCCUUCAGAAACCACACAGUCAAAUAGUAUAGAAAGAGAGAGGACCCCUCUGACAGCUAAAAGACUUUUAGAAAGAGUACAAGCCAAGAAAUGUCAGGAGCAAACAACUAAUUUUCAGAUUUCUUCAAGCAGUUGUAAAAAUGAAUCAGAGACUCAUUCACAAAUCCAAUGCACAAUUCAACUUGUAGCACCAGACUGUAACAGACCAUCAUUGCCUUUGUCAGAGAAAAGACAAUGUAUAAGUAAAAGAAGAAAUGAUAAGGCCAAUACAAUUCAAAGGACUACUGAGAAAGACAAAAGCUCACAGACAAAUAAUUUUACUCCUUUAGCAGACAAUUAUUGUGAUAACCAUCUAUCUAAAGGUAUAAUUCAUGCAGUAGCAGAGCCUCAGUCAGUAAACAGAAAAAAGAACCUAACAACAAAAGAACAAUCAAAACCUCUAAUUAGUGAAGUCCAACCUUUUAUUCAAAGCUGUGACACAGUACCAAAUGAUUUCCCUGGUGCUUUUCCAUCUAAUAGAUAUACUGGUAUAACUGAUUCAACAGAGACCAAAGAGGACCAAAUAAAUCUAGACAUGCAGGAUGUAAGCACGCAUAUGAAUCAUGCAGAGGGGAAUAGAAACACUUACUAUGACAGAACUAUGCAGAAGCAUGACAAAGUGGAAGAUGAAUUGGAAUUGUGUCAUAAAUCUUUCUCUCCCCCUUUAAUUCAACAGCCCAUCACAUUUUCUCCUGAUGAAAUAGAUAAAUAUAAGCUUCUACAGCUGCAAGCCCAGCAGCAUAUGCAGAAACAGCUCCUGUCGAAGCAUCUUCGAGUUUUGCCUGCUGCAGGUGCCGCUGCUUUCUCUCCAGCCUCAGCUGUUCAGACGGUUCCAGUCCACCAGCACGCGUCCAUCACCACCAUCCACCACACUUUUCUGCAGCAUUUUGCUGUUUCUGCCUCCCUAAAUUCCCAUAGUAGUCACCUCCCUGUAGCUCAUCUGCAUCCCCUGCCACAGCCACAUUUUACUCCCAUCUCAUUUUCAACCCUGACUCCAACCAUUAUUCCUGCACACCCCACUUUCUUAGCUGGUCAUCCCCUGCAUUUAGUCUCCACUGCCCCUUUUCACCCAUCUCACUUAACACUUCAGCCCCUGCCUCCUGCAGCAUUUAUCCCCACAUUGUUUGGCCCGCACUUAAAUUCAGCCACAGCUUCUAUCAUCCACUUGAAUCCUUUAAUCCAACCGGUGUCCCACGGUCAAGAUCUUUGCCAUCACUCUUGCUCCAGUCAGAUGCAACAUUUAAAUGGAGUGAAAGAGGCCUUAAAUGUAUCAGCACACUUGAACUCAUAG
This is a messenger RNA of Castor canadensis (American beaver), 3777 nucleotides long. The record is from RefSeq and is a predicted model, not a curated record. Lineage: Eukaryota; Metazoa; Chordata; Mammalia; Rodentia; Castoridae.